Messenger RNA from Dichotomopilus funicola, 1245 nucleotides. RefSeq lists its product as uncharacterized. Lineage: Eukaryota; Fungi; Ascomycota; Sordariomycetes; Sordariales; Chaetomiaceae. Bases 1 to 1245 code for a protein of 414 amino acids. The transcript has 3 exons. The record is from RefSeq and is a predicted model, not a curated record.
AUGGCCGGUCCGUCCAAGGUCAACAAAGGCAAAGGACCCGCCAGACGAGUGUCCAUCGCAAACGAAGACAAUACCAUCAGCCCUCCCAACUCUCCCGCUGCGACCAGCCACUACGCUCCCCCCCACAGAUCAGCCGUCGGAAGCCCGUCGCGCUCUCAGGCUUCGUACGCUUCGGCUUUGAAGUCACGUCCGGAGUCGCGCGUUGGUCAGUCUGCCGCUGCCUCUGCUGCUGGUGGCGCUGCUGCUGGCGGUAGUGGUUCAAACCAGCCUGCCACUACUCCCGCUCCGAGUGUGGCCGCACCUACACCUAUUCCCGCGUCCGCCCCUCCUCAGACCAUGCCGCACGUCACGGGCGGUUGGCGUCCGGUUGUCCACGCCGGUGGCUACGGUGCCCCCUAUUUCAUGAUGGCCGGUCAACAGAACCCUCCGCGGCAACCUCCGGCCAACCCGGGCAACCCCCCCGAUGAAAUGGGCGACCCUCCUCCGCCGCCGCCUCCGCAGAUUGUUCCGCACACUUUGAACCCCCAUGGCACUUAUUACUACCCCGGGGUCCCGAGCACCGAGUUGGGUCCUAUGGUGCAUCGCUAUGUUCCUCGCCAUGACGUGCCGGGUCAUCCGGGGGUGUUUUUUGCUAGUGGCCAGAUGCAAGGCGGUUUUAUGGCCAACGGCACGAUGCACAUGCAAGCGGGCAUCACAGCCCCCAUCAGCCCGGUCAUAAUCCACCAGCAGCACCCCACCGCCCAACCGAUGAUGAUCCAGAACCACUCCAUCCCCGGCGGUCCCCCCCUGAUGCUCCCGGCGACCAACUACCAGGCCAUCAACCCAGCGGCCGUCAUCGGCACCCAAGCCAUCCCCACCAUCCCAGGCAUCGUCCAUCCGCUCCCGCACCAACAACAACAGCAGCAGCAGCGCAUCCACCACCAAGUGCACGUGCAGCCCUCCGUUGUCGCCGCAGCCGUCGCGGCCGGCCUGCCCGCCCAGCCGCCUAUCCACAUCGAGCCUGUCUCGGGGAUUGGUCUGACGCCCGGCGAGACGGCUGCGCAGAACGUGCGCAUCGCGCAGGGCAAUAAGGCGUAUGAGCCGCAGGACUUUAAGCCGGCGGACCCGGACCCGUAUCGGUUGUACUGGUUCCGGGAGCUGAAUGGGCAUUGGGCGGUGUUUCCUCGUCGCCAGAUUGAUCGGUUGGAUGCGAGGUGGUUUAGAACUGAUGAGGGGGUGUUUUACGCUGUUCGCGUUUCGGAUUAA